CACAUAUGCUGCUGCUACUGUUUAUUAACUGUCACUUAAUUCCUAGGUAUGUACAUAUCUACCUCAAUUACCUCGUACCCCUGCACAUUGACUCGGUACUGGUACCCCGUGUAAAUAGCCAAGUUAUCGUUACUCGUUGUGUAUUUUAUUAUUACGUGUUUUACAUUUCUAUUAUUUCAAAAAAGAUAUCUCUGCGUUGUUAGUAGGGGCCCGUAAGUAAGCAUUUCACUGUUAGUCUACACAUGUUGUAUUCAUCACACUUCGUAAACAAUUUUAUUUUAUUUGACUCUCGAAUGCUUUGGGUCCUGGAGUGGAGACUGCAGUUCGGCUUCCUCUGUUCAUGUUUGGGAGAUAGGAUGUCACUCCAUCAAGAACCGUGUCGCCAGCCUGUGCUCCUGCAGCUCUGACUGCAAACAAGCUCUGAAUUAAUGAUGGGAGCCCUACUUCUGGUAGCUAAAAGCCAGCUACCUGCUCUCCUUACUGACAAAAGUUUGAGGCCACCGCCGUUCACUGCUGAUCUCUCAUUUCAAUUGCAAUUCCAGUGUCAUUGAUUGAGCCCUAUACGACGUUGGACGUCCGAACAUAAUACCGCCACUGCACUGUAACAUCAGCACUUCAGUUGUUUUUCUUAUAGCCUAGCCUACCUCUUCAACCUCUCCUACAGCUAUUUCUCCACUGCAUCACCACAGCCCUUGCUCAUGCCCUUCAAAUUGCUCUCAAGUUUGUCCCACUCAUACCCUGCCUCUUUAGUCACUCACUACUCACUCUGUUCCUGAUCUUACCCAUUCAACACCUGCUCUGGAUAAGAGCGUCUGCUAAAUGACUAAAAUGUGGGGUGCCCGUCUAAGAGUGGUCGUGUUUCCAGGUGUGGAGCAUGUGGGCGUCCUGCUGUAACUGGUUAUGUCUGGACACUGCCACGGUGGAGGAGAGCAACAGCAGCACGCGUCACCAGGCCUAUACUAACUCAGGCUACAGCAGCUACCCGUCGCCCCCACUCCCGGACCACACGUGCAAAGCCUGCGGAAGCCGCUUCGUCACCCUAGCCAGAAAGCAUGUCUGCGUGGACUGCAAGAAGAACUACUGCGGCAGGUGUUCGGCCCAGCUUGAGCCCCGGCCGCGCCUCUGCCACACCUGCCAGCGGUUCCACGGCACGCUUUUCGAGCGCACCGAGCUGAUGAAGCUCAAGGUGAAGGACCUGCGCGACUACCUCCACCUGCACGAGGUCUCAACGCAGAUGUGCCGUGAGAAAGAGGAACUGGUGGAGCUGGUCCUGGGACAGCAGACACCGUCACCCUCUGACCCAAUCAUAAACCCUCUGACCCAAACACAGACCGCCACCCAGCAUGAGACAACUCCUCCUCCAGACCCCACCACCACACCCUCCACACACCCCGACUCCACCUCCACAGACCAUGUCCCUUCACAGCCGCCACCCACUCAGGAGGACAGUCAGACCCUGUCUGUGUUGGGUCCUGAGGAGCCACUGGACACUGAGGGAGACACAGAGCCGCAGUCCUCAGACACAGAGGAGGUGCUGGUGCCAGGCCGUAGGGCGUCGCUGUCCGACCUAGCCACGGCGGAGGACAUCGAGGCCCUCAGCGUCCGGCAGCUCAAGGAGAUCCUGGCCCGUAACUUUGUCAACUACAAGGGCUGCUGCGAGAAGUGGGAGCUAAUGGAGAGGGUCACCCGUCUCUACCACGACCAGAAGUUGCUCCAGAAUCUGGUUUCAAGUACAAAUGACGGCACAGACCCAAGUGGUACCCCUGGCCAGGAGGAGAACCUGUGUAAGAUCUGCAUGAACUCUCCCAUUGACUGUGUCCUGCUGGAGUGCGGCCACAUGGUCACCUGCACCAAGUGUGGCAAGCAGAUGAAGGAGUGCCCAAUCUGCAGGCAGUAUGUGGUACGGGCUGUUCACGUCUUUAGAUCCUGAGACCCAAGCCUUGGGAAUCCCCCCCCUCACCUCCCAUAAAUAAACAAGGGGCUUGCUACAUGUGGCCUUACCACCCAUAGACUAGACGGGGGGUAUUAAACUCUUACCCUACGAGGUCCGGAGCCUGCUGGUUUUCUGUUCUACCUGAUACUUAAUUGCACCUACCUGGUGUCCAAGGUCUAAAGCCAUCUGUUAUUAGAGGGGAACAAUGGAAAAAAAAAAGCAGUGGAACUGGCUUCGAGGUCCAGAGUUGAGUUUAAGGGGACUAGACUAACCACUUCUCCCUCCAGAUCUCCACUGCUCUGAUGGUCCUUGAGACCCUGAGUACUGGUUCCCCCUGCUGGAGGGAUGAACAGGGGCGGUGAACCCCAUUUAUCCCUUCGAUAAACCACACAAACCCAUUGACUGGACUCAUAUUUCCAAGCUGAUAACGAUAUUAUGUUGUCUUAGAAUAAGAGCGUGCCUGUAUUUAAACAGGCAAUACCAUAUGUAUUUAUUUUUCUAGUAAAUAUGGUAAGGGAUCUUAUUUUUAUAUAUAUAUAUAUUACUGAACAAAAAUAUAAAUGCAACAAUUUCAAAGAUUUUGCUGAGU
Molecule: messenger RNA, 2522 nt
Organism: Coregonus clupeaformis (lake whitefish)
Lineage: Eukaryota; Metazoa; Chordata; Actinopteri; Salmoniformes; Salmonidae
Gene: rffl
Product: ring finger and FYVE-like domain containing E3 ubiquitin protein ligase
Exons: 7
Coding region: 875-1930 (351 amino acids)
Biological process (GO): protein K48-linked ubiquitination; proteasome-mediated ubiquitin-dependent protein catabolic process; negative regulation of extrinsic apoptotic signaling pathway via death domain receptors
Cellular component (GO): cytoplasm; plasma membrane
Molecular function (GO): ubiquitin protein ligase activity
Source: RefSeq, a predicted model, not a curated record